Messenger RNA from Anastrepha obliqua, 695 nucleotides. RefSeq lists its product as uncharacterized. The record is from RefSeq and is a predicted model, not a curated record. NCBI's taxonomy places the organism in Eukaryota, Metazoa, Arthropoda, Insecta, Diptera, Tephritidae. The coding region runs from base 285 to 695 and encodes 136 amino acids. The transcript is spliced from 3 exons.
UAAAAAUGGAAAAUUGUCAAUAACAGAAAAUAAUUUCAGCAAACACCUGUCAAGCAACACCGACAUUACCAGCCGACGUACUAAUAGCACUUCACCACCACCCGUUGCAAUUCGUAUUGAAAUCGAUGCCAAAAUUGUUAUUUGUAUUAUUGCAGUUUAAUGUUGUAAAGUCACCGAGGCAAGCAAAUGCGAAUAAACUGCAAAUGAACGAUCAACAAAAAUGCCAAACACUCUUUUUAUAGCCACUGCCGCCGCCACAAACUAGGAGAGAACAAUCAAAGGAAAUGCGCACCAGACAUGCAAGUCGUCUUGACAAAGGAAACUUAAUUUUUUUGUUGGCAAUUUUUAUCGCCCAAGUAUGGAGCAGUUAUUUGAAGUGUUUCAGCUUUAUUGCCAACGACUUGGCAUGUCUCAUGGCCAUACUCAUUCAUUUUGGCACCGGCGCUUAUAGAGAGAGAUCCACAUUUUGCAGCAAAUCCUUUUGGCGAAUGAAGUCAAAGAAAUUGAUAUUGUGCAAUCGAAAAUGUCAAACGAAACGGGAAACUAAUAUUACGAAUGGAAAUAAACCAAGGUCAUUGGCAGGUAGGGGAUCAUGCAGCCAGAGUCAAACUCCCUUUGAAUCCCAGCAGCAGAAGCUGUCAAGAGGAAGGGGUGAAAGAAAGAGUGUUCUACUAACAUCGAAUGUCCAGGGCUAG